Molecule: messenger RNA, 1170 nt
Organism: Zootoca vivipara (common lizard)
Lineage: Eukaryota; Metazoa; Chordata; Lepidosauria; Squamata; Lacertidae
Source: RefSeq, a predicted model, not a curated record
AUGGAGGCUGAGCUUUUGCCUUCUGAGGCCUGGUCCAGCGGGACAGCAGAACCCACCACACCCUGGUUGAUGGAGCUUAGCAGUAUUGGGCCCAGCACAGAUGGUGCCCUUCCAGUUGGGAUGCAGCUGUGGAUCUUCAACAGCAGUGGAGAGGAGGACACCUCACCCCCAUUUCUGACGGACGCCUGGCUUGUACCUGUCUUCUACGCCCUCAUCAUGCUGCUUGGUCUGGUGGGGAACUCACUGGUCAUCUAUGUCAUCAGCAAGCACCGCCAGAUGCGCACAGCCACCAACUUCUACAUUGCAAACCUGGCUACCACUGACAUCAUUUUCUUAGUGUGCUGCGUUCCCUUCACCGCCACACUCUAUCCCCUCCCCAGCUGGGUGUUUGGGGACUUCAUGUGCAAAUUCGUCAACUAUUUGCAGCAGGUGACCGUGCAGGCUACGUGCAUCACUCUAAUGGCAAUGAGUAUGGACCGCUGCUAUGCUACACUGUACCCACUGCAAUCACUCCGUUAUCGGACCCCCCAGGUAGCCAUGGCAGUCAGCUUUGCGAUCUGGAUUGGUUCCUUCAUUCUCUCAUUGCCCAUGGCUGUGUACCAUCGCACUGAGGUCGGCUACUGGUACGGCUUGCGCACCUACUGUAUUGAGGCAUUCACAAGCAAGAGCCAGGAGCGCAUCUUCAUUCUAUACACUUUCUUGGCUGUCUAUCUGUUGCCCCUCCUCACUAUCUGCCUUUGCUACUCUAUCAUGCUCAAGCGCCUUGGGCGCCCUGUGGUGGAACCCAUGGACCAUGAUUACCAGCAGGUGCAACAUAUAUCUGAGCGCUCAGCUGCCAUGAGGGCCAAGAUUUCCAAGAUGGUGGUGGUGAUUGUGCUGCUGUUCACCAUUUGCUGGGGUCCUAUCCAGCUUUACUUGCUCUUCCAGGGCUUCUACCGCCACUUCCAAGCCAACUAUGAGACCUACAAGAUCAAGACGUGGGCCAAUUGCAUGUCAUAUGCCAACUCGUCUCUCAACCCCAUUGUCUACGCUUUCAUGGGAGACAGCUUCCGCAAAUCCUUCAAGAAGGCUUUCCCCUUCCUGUUCCGGCAGCGGGUUGGGGACAACGGAGUGCACUCAGGCUGCCGCAAUGCAGAAGUGAAAUUCGUCAUGGAGGGAACUUAACCCUUU